CUUUUUUCUUCUUUUUUUUCUUGUUUUGUUACAGAUGGCUUUUACGCGCCUGCCUCUGUUGCUGGUACCCGUCCUGGUGCUACUGGCGGUGAUGCCGCACAUUCAUUCAUGCCAUGCGACAUUUUACGAUACCGACUUUGGGUGGUAUCAUCUGUUCACGAUGGAUAAUAUUAACUGGGAAGCUGCAACCGUUGGCGCGGACGUGCAGUGUUGGUUCAAAGGCUUUCAAUCUCAGCACGAUAACUUGAAGGAAGACCGUUGGUGGAAGUAUCGCAGGAGUUGUAUCACGCACUCUGGCGAGCAAGUCACAAAAGCGAGCAUUCCCGACCAAGCCUACUUUCAAAUGAACGAGUGGGAUCUGGUAUUGGACUGGACUGCUACGCCAGGUCGAACAAUCUACGGGAUGAACUCACGCAACUCGGAGGAAAAAAUGGACCGUCUCUUUCAAGUCAAAACCGUUGCCAUGAUUCCCGAGUUCGAGUACGCGGGUAAUUGUUCAACUACCGCUGAGGUGAACAACUAUGACGGACCUCUGGACUAUACAUGUCCUCUCGCCUUUCAGUACAUUGCAGGAAUGUCCUCAGUUCAUCUGAACACUAAAGAAGAUCGGCGCUGGAAGUACACCUGUUGCAGCAUGGCAGCCAAGUCGUGCGGUUCGCCAGCAUUCUUCACUUCUGGAACUUGGGGCUGCAACCGACAGACAGUUGGUGGCGUUUGCACUCAUACUUGUGCCACCGGUACUCGGUCAACAUCCGCUUCAGGCACUGUUACGUGCCAAGCGGACAAGUCUUGGUCGUCCCGCACUUUCCAAUGCAACACCAUCAACUGUGGCAAUCCAAGCAAUCCGACGAAUGGACAGUUUACUUGCGGGAGCACGACUUAUCAGGGAACUUGCUCUAUGAGCUGCAACAAUGGAUAUCAGCUGUCUGCCGCCGCAACCAUCACUUGCUCAGACUAUGGCAGCACUUUCGGUUGGUCCUCUUACUCGAGCUCUUGUAACACUAUCACAAACUACUGCCCAGCCCCGCCAACCUCAAUCACUCUCGGCAGCGUGAACUGCCAGCCGACCACUCGCAGCAUCGGAGCAGUGUGCACCUACUCUUGCGAUUCGGGCUAUGUCGUGGACGGCACAGCGCAGCGAGUUGCCAAUGUCACGUGCCUGGCUAGCACUGCUUCUGUCGGUGUGUGGUCGCGUGCGACACCAACGUGUGUUCUGUAUGCGGAACAUUGCCCGCACACUAUGGCAGCGCCAACCAAUGGAGCUGUCAGCUGUGAUGGAUACUCGCUUGGCGGUAUCUGCACUGUUUCUUGCAACGCUGGCUUCCGUCUCCGUGGUUACGCGCCACUUGCUACUGUCGAUUCGGUGUGCAAAGCGGAUACCACUUGGUCACGUCCCGAGACAUUCUACUGCGACCCGAUCGCCUGCCCCGCGCUUUCUCUUGGUAAUGGCGGACUGAACUGCGUUGGAGGAACGACUGCGUACAACUCGCAGUGCACCCCGUACUGUAACGCCGGCUUCACAUUGGAGGGAGACUACAUUGACGCAGUGCGCUGCAACGCUUCGCAACAGUGGAACGCAACCCUGGCGGACUGCCGGAUUGUUUCGUGCGACCCUCUGACUCUCGAAAACGGUGCCAUCGACUGCACCAAUGGCAACACAAACUACCUCUCGGAAUGCACACCGAGCUGCAAUGCAGGCUACACCCUUGGCGGAGCCAACACAAAUCCUGUGACGUGUCAGGCGUCGCGCGAGUGGAGCGCAACGCUGCAAGCAGAAUGCACGAUUGUAUCGUGCGAUCCUCUGACGCUUGAAAACGGUGCUGUUCUGUGCACAAACAACAACACAAACUAUGGAUCCGAGUGCAUCCCGAGCUGCAACCCCGGCUACUCGCUUGGAGGAGACUAUGCUGAUGUUGUCGAGUGCUUGGCAACGCGAGAGUGGGACCGACCGAUGGAGGCCUUCUGCACCCUUGUUUCAUGCAAUGUUCUGACGCUUCCGCACGGCACCGUGAACUGCACGAACAACUCGACCGACUUUGGCUCUGAAUGCAUGCUGUCGUGCAAUGAGGGCUUUCAGUUGGCCGAUGCGGGAGCGACCGGCCUCCGCUGCACAGCUGCUGGAAACUGGAAUGUCAGUUCGGUUCCGCAAUGUGCUGCCAUCAAUAUCGAGACCUCUUCUUCUGCAACCAUAUUACCUGCGGUGGCUGGCGCCGUUGGUGGAAUAUUGGUUUUGCUUGUGCUUGUCGUGUUGUUGAUCAUUCGGCGCCGUCGUCGUCAAGUGGCCCGUGGCCUCUCUGAAAAGGAUAGCACAGCAACCAUUUCGAUGCAUACAAUGGAUUCCGCGCUCUCCGGCUAUGAGCCACUCGCAAAAUCAACCGCGGUGCAACCCACUUACGACAAUCAACGUCCUGUUCAGCCGAGCUACGACAAUCAACGUCCAAUUCCCGCCUCGGUGUCUGCGGAUCAACAUUCCGUGUAUGAGCAAAUCGAAAAGGAUCACUACAGCUCACCAGUCUUGUACGAGUCUGUGGAACUCGGUUUGCGCGCAAGUCUUGUUUUGGGAGCCAAACUCGGCUCGGGCAACUUCGGCGUUGUGCUCAAAGGGCAGCUUCCUCGAAAGUUUGUUCCGCCGGAUGCUCAGUACCUGCUGGCCGGAGUGCAGGGCGCGUAUCUCGAUGUUGCUGUCAAGACCAUGCAGCCUGAUGCGACCGAAAAGUCGCGUCAGGAGUUUGUCGAAGAAGCGCAGAUGAUGGCCCAGUUUUCGCACCCCAAUGUUGUGCGCUGCAUCACGUCUCUUCUGGACUGCGCACCGUUCAUGUCAGUUCUCGAGCUCAUGCCAUACGGCGACCUGCGCCAGGUUCUGUGGCAGUCUCAAAAACGCAACAUUGGCUGGACAGUGGCCGAAAUGAGUCACGCCCUCGCACAAAUCGCAGGUGGGCUGGAGUAUCUGGAGUCGAUUCGAUUUGUCCAUCGUGAUAUCGCAGCACGCAACUGCCUCGUUGGCACAGGGCUUGUCGUCAAGAUUUCUGAUUUCGGUUUGUCGCGCGCACUCGCCGAGGAACACAACUACUACCGCAUGGAAGCUCGUGGCAAGCUUCCCGUCAAGUGGAUGGCGCCUGAAUGUCUGCAUUAUCGCAAGUUUUCGCAUAGCAGUGAUGUUUGGGCGUUUGGCGUCUUGGCUUGGGAGGUGUUCUCGUAUGGAGCUGCGCCCUAUGGAUCAAAGACAGGCCAGCAAGCGCUGGCAGACGUCGAGGCCGGACACCGUCUGGCGCAACCCGAGUCGUGUCCGAACGACUUGUUUGCUCUCUUGCGCGCCUGCUGGGAAAUUGCUCCUCUUUCGCGGCCUCACAUUGCAUCUUUGCGCGCGCACUUUGAGAGUGCCGCUGCUGGUCAUGCUAUUCGCGAUAUUGGCGGACUGAUUGCAUAGCUUGAAAGCUGCCAAACACGAGCAUUUCACCGUGUCGUUUCAAGAACUUGCUACUUGAAGAAGGAACUUUUACUCUACUCUUCCUGCGUGUUGUUGUUGAGAUGUGAGCCCGUUUGUGGUUUCUUGUGAAUACAGCGACGAUCUCCUUUUCG
Capsaspora owczarzaki ATCC 30864 is the source of this 3579-nucleotide messenger RNA. Its product is annotated as protein-tyrosine kinase HTK98. Gene Ontology annotation, cellular component: signaling receptor complex. The transcript is spliced from 9 exons. Gene Ontology annotation, molecular function: ATP binding; transmembrane receptor protein tyrosine kinase activity. NCBI's taxonomy places the organism in Eukaryota, Filasterea, Ministeriida, Capsasporidae. The record is from RefSeq and is a predicted model, not a curated record. The coding region runs from base 35 to 3427 and encodes 1130 amino acids. Gene Ontology annotation, biological process: cell surface receptor protein tyrosine kinase signaling pathway; protein phosphorylation; positive regulation of kinase activity.